Racocetra fulgida is the source of this 681-nucleotide messenger RNA. The record is from the annotation of a GenBank genome assembly. NCBI's taxonomy places the organism in Eukaryota, Fungi, Glomeromycota, Glomeromycetes, Diversisporales, Gigasporaceae.
GAUUUGAUGCGAGAUAUUGUUAAUAUUUUGGGUCCCUUCUUUGAAGUUACAGAAUUACUCGGUGGUUCCGAAUAUAUUACAUUUUUCUAUAUGAUCCCCUCUAUUUUAGGAUUGAUGGAUAAGUUGGAUUGCUCUACAGACCAUUUAGAUGAAUUGAAUAACAUAAAUUUUGAAAUGCCUGACCUAGUAUUCGACAAUAAUGUUGGAUUUGUUGAUGCACAGGAAGAAGAAGAAGGUGGUCCUAAAGGAAGAAAAAUUAAAAUCAAUACACCUAUUGACGUUACUAAUAUGCAGCACAAAAUUAAGAAUGCAUUAUAUAAUGCACUCUUACACUAUUGGGAUUUUUCAGAUGAAGAAUUAUUCCUUGCAUACCUUCUGGAUCCGAGGUUUAAAAAAUUAAGAUUUGCAACAUCAACUCAACAACUCCAAGCGAAAGCUGCCCUUCGAGAAAAAUAUAAUAAUAUUAAAUCACUUCAAUCUUCACUAACCCUAACAAACCAGCCUUUAGAUUUUAAUGAACAACUUUCAGCUGAAAAUAAUCAGAGAGAACGCCAAAUCUAUCAAAAAACAUUCAUCAAAUCAAUUUUUAUGCAAAAUACUGUUGAUGAGCCAAUUGAUGAAAUUAGUCAUUAUCUUUCUUUACCUGAAAUUUUCUACAAUCAUAAUCCUUUUCACUGGUGA